AUGUGAUUUUUGCCAGAGGUGUUUUCAUUCUCAUAAAAAAAAUCCUUAAAAAUAAGUCCUCUGCAGCUUUUAUGUUGGAAAGCAGCACCGGAAGUCUUAUUUCCUCACUGAGUCCUACCUGACUAUGCUCCACCGCACCCACUGGAAGCUGGAGGCAGCCUAGGAAGCUGGAGCAUCCCUGUUUUGUCACCUACCGACCCAGCGUCAGUGAACACAAAGCAGCAGAGCCACAGCCUCAUGGUGACCGUGUGAGCAGACAUGGGAUGCAGGAGGGGAGGGAUCGCUCAUCCAUCGCUGAGUUAGCUGACUGGGGCUGUUUCUAAUCUAACACUACAUCCAACACCAUGGCUAAACAGUACGAUGUGCUCUUCCGACUCCUGCUCCUCGGAGAUUCUGGGGUUGGGAAAACAUGUUUGUUAUGCAGAUUCACGGACAACGAAUUUCACCCGUCUCACAUCUCCACCAUCGGAGUUGACUUCAAAAUGAAGACACUGCUAAUAGAUGGUAUCAAAGUACGGAUACAGAUAUGGGACACGGCAGGCCAGGAAAGAUACCAGACCAUCACCAAGCAGUACUACAGACGAGCACAGGGAAUCUUCCUGGUGUAUGAUAUCACGAGUGAGCGAUCCUUCCAGCACAUCAUGAAGUGGGCCAGUGAUGUGGACGAGUACGCUCCGGAGAAGGUCCGGAAGAUCCUCGUGGGGAACAAAGCAGAUGAGGUGGACAAGAGACAGGUGGCCACAGAGCAAGGCAUCAAGCUGGCCAAGGCUUAUGGAAUGGACUUCUUCGAGACAAGUGCCUUCACCAACCAAAACAUAACAGAGACUUUUACACGACUGGCUGAACAGGUGCUGGCAGCCAAUAGAAAGGACCUGGAUCUUCUCCGGACGUCCAUUAAUGACGAGAUUAAUCUUGCUGCUCUGGAGGAAGAGGAAGGACUCUGUGACAGCACGGCUGGCGACCAAGGCAAAGGCUGCUGGUGUUAAAGAAACAAUUUAAAUUAGUCUGUUAUCACCAAACACUCUGCACACACUGGGCAAAAUGUGUCUCCUUUUGUUGAAAUAAAUGGGAACAUCAACCUGCAAUUUUUAAAGCAGCUAUGUUCCUCUGUUUCACAUUAGCAUUGCCAGAAAUGCUAACGAGCCAUUUGAGAGCAGUUUCAAGGACAAAGGUGGAAACAUUUUGCCACGCGGUGCCAAGUGUGUCGUGGAUUAGCCGACUGAAGGUCCAAAUGUCAAGGUUUCCCUCAGUGGGCCUGAAUGUUCAUUGUCUAAAGCACUAAUUCCUGCUCAGUUCAGUGUGUCUUUGGUGUAAACAAAUGCAAACCCUGUCCACUACUAAUUCUGCAAUUGACAAACAGUUGAAAAGACUAAACACAAAACUUCCAGGAGAGCUGGAAAUGAAGAUUGCAUCAUCUUUUCUUGCAGACUUUGUACAGUUGUCUGAUGUAGAGGACGGGGAAUGACUUCAUCACUGACUUGAAACUUUUAACAAUGUUGUGUUUCACGUUAUUUUCCAAGCACUGUCUCUGAUAUUGAUCAUAGGGCUGGCAAAUCAAUGACUGAUUACAUUUGGCCUUCAUCCACCCCUUUGUGUUUUCCUUGUAUGUGGGUAUUAGCUCUCCUGCACCCAAAACCUUUCUACCUUUGAAUGCAUAAGAUGUAGUGUGAGGAUUUGACCACAAGAGGGUGCUACAUGCAUUGAGAAAACAGCAUACACACUGGAGAGGUGUUCAGUGUUAAGUUAUGCUAGUUUACUCUCGUAUGUGUUUGUUUUAAGUUGUAAUUGCACUUGAAAUCAUGGGUGGAUUAUGAGACAAUGGGCCCCCGGGCACAGAUAUGCAAAAGGCCCCAUCACCUCUUCUAUGUAGGAGUAAGACACACAGACUUUGUGGUUUGGUAUUGCCUCUUCUUUUUUGUUGUUGUUGUUUUACUGCGC
Molecule: messenger RNA, 1938 nt
Organism: Epinephelus lanceolatus (giant grouper)
Lineage: Eukaryota; Metazoa; Chordata; Actinopteri; Perciformes; Serranidae
Gene: rab15
Product: RAB15, member RAS oncogene family
Biological process (GO): Rab protein signal transduction
Molecular function (GO): GTP binding; GTPase activity
Source: RefSeq, a predicted model, not a curated record